Molecule: messenger RNA, 1658 nt
Organism: Entelurus aequoreus (snake pipefish)
Lineage: Eukaryota; Metazoa; Chordata; Actinopteri; Syngnathiformes; Syngnathidae
Product: RING finger protein 122-like
Exons: 7
Coding region: 826-1224 (132 amino acids)
Biological process (GO): protein ubiquitination
Molecular function (GO): zinc ion binding; ubiquitin protein ligase activity
Source: RefSeq, a predicted model, not a curated record
GUUGGGAUGCAGACAGCGAAUCACAUGAGCGUGGAUCUGUUUACAAACUGAGAGCUCCAUAGAUGAGAAGUAAGACGAGCGACAACGACGUAAGGAACGAAAGCCUUGAUGUGAGAAAUCAGCAUUAUCCACAUUAUCUUCUUGUGCUGUGUCCCAACAGCAGGACUUUAGACGAAGAGAUGAAGUGCUGCUUUCCACAGGAACACUGAGGCUACUUGCUUGGCUGCCUGUGCUGCUGCUGCUGCUGGGGAACCCAUGCAUGUCCCUUCCCUUUGUGUCUCCAUAAUUGGCCACGGCAGGUUUUCACAGAGGACAAGCGACGUGGAGAUCUAAAAGAGGAGAGGAGAAAGAAGGAGGGGGAGAAAGAGAGAGAGCCUCGUGACAAUGUUUUGAGUGGGAGACAAAGCACAACGCAGACAUGAGCAUCCUUUUCUUUUCAAGCUUCAAGACUGUUGUCGGUGUCCAGCAGGAAGACAUUUGAGGACUCUUGUUCCAUCCUCUGUGCACUAAGGGGGAUGUUUGUGUCACAUCUUUUGGCUGAAUCAUUGGAGGACAAAUAAGCAGUCGGUUAUGCCUUCUUAAGGAAAUUGUGAGUCUGUGCUCACAACUAACAAGAAGUGGACAGACUGCACCUUUUAUUCAUCAGGACAAAUCAAACCACAGCUAAUUGUUCCAUGUAAGAGUCACUCCCAAGUUGCUGGAGAGACAAAGGUCACUACGUCUGUUUUUCACAUCUCUGCCAUCAACAUUUGUUGCCACUCAUCCAGAGGUGUAACGGGUGCCGUUGUGACCUAGAAUAGAAGAACUCAGAACCCCCCCUGCAAGAUGACAUCUGAAGAGCUCUUCCAUUUGCCGCUCAACGUCUACAUCAUCAUUCUGGGCAUCGGCCUUUUUAUUCUCAUACUCAGCUUCAUCUUUUGCUGCUACUUGUUCAGACUCAGGCGACAAGGUGAAAGAGAACACUAUGGCUACAAUGAGGUAGUUCUAAAAGGAGCGGGGAAGAAACUGAGCCUUCUUGGACAAACAUGUGCAGUGUGUUUAGAAGAGUUUCGCAGCCGGGAUGAACUUGGAGUGUGCCCAUGUUCCCAUGCUUUUCAUAAGAAGUGUCUACUCAAAUGGUUGGAGAUUCGUAGUGUCUGUCCCAUGUGCAACAAGCCAAUAUGCCGCCUCCAGCCUGAGCCCUCACAAGCUCCCGAGCAGCCACAGGGUCUUUUAGAGGUCUGAUAAAAAGAACAUGAUGCGCACAACCUGACACCUGUAACUUCAACUGUACCACAAAUUGUAGUUUAGUAGCGUUUUUAUAAGGGAAAACUUCAAGUGGAAGGAGGACUUUUUGGAAUGUGAGUGUACUCUUUAGCAAUUGUUUAUAAUUGUGGAGUAAAAAAUGUUGUACAAAAGCCAUUUUGUUCAUACUUUCAGAGUUAUUUUAUUGCUAAAGCAAAUAGACAAUAGUACCAAGCACUUUGGAAGACUAAUGAGAAAACUCCAGUGCACUGUUGACUAAGAAUGUAUAUUGUGUUCUGGUAUUUUUUGGUACCGGUUCCAAAUUGGGUCGGUCCAGGAUGACCGUUAAGAUUCUGGACUAAUAAUACUGCUAUUGGAGUUUUUUUUCCAGCUGACAUUCUUCAUUAUGACACGCUAUCACAUUCAGUUCAAGU